Messenger RNA from Passer montanus (Eurasian tree sparrow), 5141 nucleotides. RefSeq names its product C-X-C motif chemokine receptor 5 (gene CXCR5). Gene Ontology annotation, molecular function: C-X-C chemokine receptor activity. The transcript is spliced from 2 exons. Gene Ontology annotation, biological process: G protein-coupled receptor signaling pathway; lymph node development; immune response. Gene Ontology annotation, cellular component: membrane. Lineage: Eukaryota; Metazoa; Chordata; Aves; Passeriformes; Passeridae. The coding region runs from base 1057 to 2427 and encodes 456 amino acids. The record is from RefSeq and is a predicted model, not a curated record.
UUGGGAGUUGUUUCUCACCUCUGUCUCCUGGCAGCUUCCCAGAUUUGGCUCCCUCCCUGGAACACGGAGGCCAUAGAUAUCACAUGAGCACCCCUGUAUUUGCUUUGGUGGUGCCAUAUGUUGCUUUACUUAUACUCAGUGCUUGUACAGCAACCUACCCAUAAAGAUUUGAAAAAGAAAGGCCUCCAAAGUGUCUUGUCAAGGUGGCAACACAAACCCUACCUUGUGCAGAGAGGAUAAUUUGAUCACUUGAGUAAUUAUGAAGGGAAAAUGAUGAGAAGGUUUACACCAAAAGAGCAUUUAUCUCAAUAUCACACAGUGAACACAGUGAGGGCCUCACUUAAAUUUUGAUACCAUAUGAGACCAUUUGACUCUGUAACCUUGCAGAAAAGUACCAUGCCCAAAAUUAUAACCCUGUUUCUCUAUAGCAAAAAUGCUUUGCCUGCUAACCUUCCUCAGCUAUGGACUAGACAUCCAAAAACAAGUCGCAGAAGAACCACUGAGAUCUGCACCAGGUUCCCUGAGAUUCCUCAGGCCAGGUUUCGUUGCAAUGGGGCCAACAUGACUUAAGAGUGUUAAGGCACCUACACUGCAGUAACAUGGUAUUUCCACAGGCCUUGGUCUUAUUCCUGGAUUUCCCUGGUUCAGCCCCUGGAGAAGUCAUGAGCAGAAGCUCUGUCAGUAGAUGGUACAGAUGUAGGCAAUUGCAUUUCUAAGGUUUUGAAAAUGAGAUUUACUGCUCCCAGCCCUGGCAUUGACUAAAAGGGAUUGAUUCACAUGGAAAAUCCGUAACAGUGGACAAGCUGCUUCACUUCUACAGCCAAAUAUUUUGAUUGCUGACAGUUGUGGGGAACUGAGAAAAACAGCUGACACACGGAGACCAGAAUAACUCUGUGAUGCAGGUUAUAGGGUAAAGGGAUCCCUGAACAAAAAGCAUGCAGGAACAGCUUUCCCAGGCAUGCACUUGACUGCUCUAUUACAGAGACAACACUUUUUCUUCCACCCCCAAAUCUGCUGCAGUUGUCCUGCAGAAAACCUGUACAAAGGUCCCUCUGCAUGCUCACUGUUGAUUUAUCCCAUCCCAGAUCAGGCAGCCACCCACUUCCACUCCUAGAAUUGCAGCAGAGUUCCCAGAAGCCUCAGCUUGUCAUAUUCAGUGCAUCUCCUGCAGCUCUGGUCCUUGCCCUUCCUGUCUCAGCCCAGACUCUGAUUUUUCAUCCUCUUUUAUUUGUCUCCAACUCGUCUCUGUGUGCUCCUACCCACACAUGCUGCUCUGCUCAGAGAUGCAGGCAAGGACGAUUCAAACACAGCUCCACACACGCUUCCCCCACCCACAGCAAGUGGUUUACAAACCAGGUGGAGCUGAGCGGUUACUAUGAAGCUGAGAACACCACCCCUUCUUUGGAGGGCUACUUUUGCUUCAACCCAGCCUCAUCUGUGGUUGGCAACCAGGGAGACCCCUUCAGAAAGGUCUUCAUGCCCCUCAUCUAUCUGCUGAUGUUUGUGUUGGGGACUCUGGGCAAUGCUCUAGUCCUGGUCAUUUUAGAGAGGUUCAAGCGGUCUCGUACCACCACAGAAAACUUCCUUUUCCACCUCACCCUGGCCAACCUGGCACUGUUGUUCACCUUCCCAUUCAGUGUGGUGGAGAGCUUGGCUGGGUGGGUAUUUGGGAAGUUCCUCUGUAAGAUACUCAGUGCUGUCCACAAGAUCAAUUUCUACUGCAGUAGCAUGCUGCUGGGGUGCAUCGCGGUGGAUCGUUACCUGGCCAUCGUCUAUGCAAUCCACACCUACCGCAAACGCAGAGCUCGCUCCAUCCACCUCACCUGCACGGCUGUCUGGCUCUGCUCACUGCUUCUGACUUUACCCGAUCUCAUCUUCAUGGAAGUCUGGACAGAUGACAGCAACCGCAGCAUUUGCUAUUUUCCAGAGGUUGGGAUUGAUGGAAACAAUGCAUGGCUGGCAACUCGCUUCCUCUACCACACCGUGGGCUUCUUUGUGCCCCUGCUGGUCAUGUGUUACUGCUACAUGGCCAUCAUCCGGGCGCUGUGUCAGUCCCAGCGCCUGCAGAGGCAAAAAGCUGUCCGUGUGGCCAUCCUGGUCACAGGCAUCUUCCUCCUGUGCUGGAGCCCAUACCACAUCGUCAUCUUCCUGAACACACUUACCAAGCUAGAAGCCUUCACCAAGAACUGCCAUCUGGAAGACCAACUGGACACAGCCAUCAUGGUGACAGAGGCCAUCGGUUUCACACACUGCUGCCUCAACCCCAUCCUCUACGCUUUUAUUGGGGUCAAGUUCCGUAAUGACUUCUUCCGGAUCCUGCAGGAGCUUGGCUGCAUAAGCCAGGAGACCCUGCAGGAGAUCCUGGAGGUGACAAGGAAGGGUAGUGGGAUAGACUCUGACAACACCACCUCCAUCUCCACUUUCUAGUUGGGAAGGGCUGCCUACAGGGCAGAACUGGGUUUUUCCUUCCCCGUGGCACACUUGCUGUGGUCUCAGUUACAAGUUUCACAAGCAUCCCCACAACUUUCUUCACUCCUCAGGAAACAGGUCCAAUAGCCACCAAACACCCAAAUCCUAUCAGACACCUUGCUUGGCUCUUCCUGGUUCUCAAACUUGUAGAGAUCCCUCUGGCAGCUGUUGGUGAAUGCUGAUGUCUGAUGGUCGCUCUUGUGGAGCUGAAUGAAGAUGGUCACUCAAGUGGGUUGAACCUGACAUUCCCACCUCUCCCUUGAAAACCGGACUGCAGGCAUCAUGUGCACAAAGCCAGGCACAGGACUGGGGUGCCAGGGUUAAGGAAAAAUGUGCAGCCAAGUAAAUGAGUCAUGUCAGUAAGCAGGUCUCCAUUUCACUAGCUAAGUUGGUACACACGUGCUCAAGGGAAGCCGUGGAACUCAGUGGCCAUCGCAACUGGAGAGAUGCAGUAGGAUUGAUGGGGGCUGCAAAGCUCAAUCCAACAGCAUGGGCAAACAGUGCUGGACAUUCUUUGACUGUAACAUCGUCCUCCUGCUGCAUAAUAUCCCCCCAGCCUGCCACAACAUGUUCAUCUUCCCAACACAGCUCAUGCCAGGAGGUCCUCCCACAGACUGAAAGAUUUCACUGUCACAGACUCCUUUCCUACACCAGUUGCAUCCUUCCCCACUCAUUUGAUCUGUUUUACUGCUGUUACGAUCUCCUGUGAGUGGCUGCUCAACUAAAUGCCUGACUAUGCAAAAGUUUUCCUUUAAGGAGGAACACCAUCUGAGGAGAUGGCUUCUGUCUUGUGAGCGCACACAGGGGAGAGAAACCACACAGCCUUGUAAAGCUGAUGGUAUAACUUUUUCUUUUUUUUGGCAGCUAGUUGUAUGGCUAUUUAUGGGUUCUGAGAGCAGAGACCCACUGCCCCAGAGUAAGGGAAAGUCUCCUUUGCUUUUAGAAGGCUAGAGGAAAUGUGGCAUUUUGCUUUGCACUGUGCUUUCUGUUAGUUUUCCUCCACCUGCACCUACAGGGCUUUCAGAGAUUAACUGCAUCCAGGUCUACAGAGAACAGACCUGGGUGGUGAUCUUGGCCUAAACUGCAAGUAUGCAGAAACUGCUCAGAUCAGGGCAGCUUGAUGAUAAUUUGCUUCAAAGUAAGAGCAGUAGCUUUCCCCAUCAUUAAUUCUUGCACCACAAACUGGUGUGUGGGGAAGCCCCAGCAGAUCAAGACAGCUUGCUGCUGCCCACGAGGUCUUGUCACAGUUUAACAUGGCAGCAGGCCCACAACACUGCUCCAUGACAUUUCUGUUCCUAAAGAGUGCUGUGGCUAGAACUCUAGGAGAGCCAUACAUACCAAUGUCACCCUCCUCACAUGCACACUUUAAAAUCUCCUCUACCCUUCACCUCACAUUUGAAGCAAUGUUGAAACAAUGUUAGUUCUCCUGUGGCAGCAGGAAUUUUGUGCUAACCUCACUUCUGAAGUUCAUCCCACUAGCAGGCACCUCAGUUCCAGGUGAACUUCACCGUACUCAAGGGCCCUGCUAUAAAGACCGGCCAUUAUGGAAGGGGCCACAUAACCUCAGCCUGACUCAGGCAGAGAUCUCAAUAGCUUGAUCUCACAUUGUGACUUGAGGAGAAAACUCACCUAGUGUAAGGCAGUCCUCCAUUUCCUGCAGCACUGCAUCUUCAAAGAUGAAACUUUCAAGUAAUGGCAACUGUGCUUGUUCAGGCACAUACAUGCAGCAGAGAAGGACAAGUCUCUUAAGCCUGCACUUGUGUUCUCCACGGUUUUACCAAUGAGAAAAUCCAUUGCAGAAGCAUUGUAAACACCUCCCCAGCAGGUUAUGGUGACAACUGUGUUUCUACAUGAAAAUGUUAUUGAAAAAAAUAAUAAUCAAAGUAUUCAAUAAUAAUCAAAAUUCUUACAGUGGUCACAAAGUAAAAAGAAAAUCUGCACUCAAAUGAGAGUGAACAGACUACACAUCUAUUGUUACUAUAGCUUUUAGCACUGGUGUGUACAAACCUUUAGGAAGUUCUGAGGUAAGCUGUAAUAAACAGGUGAAUAAAACACCAUCUUCUCAUAUGUAGUGCUUGUAAGCAUUUGUCUGUAACUGUGUCACUUUAUUCAAGGAAGAUGCAUCAGAGAGGUCUAAGUGGGCAGAUGGCACCUUUCUGACAAGCUCUGCUCAAAGGGCUUAGAGGAGCACCUUGCUCAGAUUCCCCUUCACCAGUGCCACAGAAGGCUCUGCUGUGUUCAGAGUCAGUCCAGACCUGUAUUACCUCUCUGCUUUACAGAGCCUCUUCCACUAACUGCAGCACCUCCUGCCCCAGUUUUACAGCAGCUGCUAACCUGACUGGAAAACUGCCCUUACACCUUAUAUUUGGCCCAGACAGCCUGGGAAUGGCUUGGCUCAGAGCUGGCACACCUUCCCCAAAGAGUUGCUAUUGUUCCUCCCACAGCUGCCUGCAGCCAGCCAGCUGAAUAAGAAGAUAGCAAGAGGAACUUUCCUUCACUGCAGAAGAAGCUCUGCUUUCCACUCAGCAAAAUCCUUGCUAUCUCCUUGUGACAGCUUUGCAUGGCUGUCACAACACCUUUCCCCAGAGUGGGCUUCCCUGCUAAGAACUCACACUGCCAAAGCCACCCCUGCAGCCUUCGGGCAGACCUUCAUCCUGCCCAAUGUAACUCUG